Messenger RNA from Pseudomyrmex gracilis, 1715 nucleotides. RefSeq names its product general transcription factor IIE subunit 1 (gene TfIIEalpha). The record is from RefSeq and is a predicted model, not a curated record. The transcript has 7 exons. Gene Ontology annotation, biological process: transcription open complex formation at RNA polymerase II promoter; transcription initiation at RNA polymerase II promoter. Bases 69 to 1328 code for a protein of 419 amino acids. Lineage: Eukaryota; Metazoa; Arthropoda; Insecta; Hymenoptera; Formicidae. Gene Ontology annotation, cellular component: transcription factor TFIIE complex.
AAAUAACAUUAUAUUAUUGUGCAACAUUAUAUUUAUUCUUAAAGAAAACUGUCUUGUAUAUAAAAAAUAUGAGUGCUGACGAGAGACUUGUUACUGAAGUGCCCAGUAGCUUAAAGCAAUUGGCACGCCUUGUUGUGCGUGGAUUUUAUACAAUAGAGGAUGCCUUAAUUGUGGACAUGCUUGUUAGAAAUCCAUGUAUGAAAGAAGAUGAUAUCUGUGAGUUGUUGAAGUUUGAACGAAAAAUGUUAAGAGCCAGAAUAACAACAUUACGAAAUGAUAAGUUCAUUCAAGUGAGAUUGAAAAUGGAAACAGGCUCAGAUGGCAAAGCACAAAAAGUCAAUUAUUACUUUAUUAAUUAUAAAACAUUUGUAAAUGUAGUUAAAUACAAACUUGAUUUAAUGAGAAAGAGAAUGGAAACUGAGGAGAGAGAUGCAACCAGCAGAGCUAGUUUUAAAUGUCUAAGUUGUUUAAAAACAUUUACUGAUCUUGAGGCGGAUCAACUUUUUGAUCCUAGAACGGAUGAAUUUAGGUGUACAUAUUGUCACGAAUUAGUAGAAGAAGAUCAAUCUGCUCUCCCAAAGAUAGAUUCUAGAUUAUUAUUAGCAAAAUUCAAUGAACAGAUGGAACCUUUGUAUAUAUUACUAAGAGAAGUUGAAGGAAUUAAAUUGGCACCUGAAAUAUUGGAACCAGAGCCUGUUGAUAUUAAUGUUAUUCGGGGCAUCGACACAAAAAAACCAAGUAAUCUCAGAGCACCUAACGAACAAUGGUCUGGUGAAGCUACAAGAACGUCAGGCUUUUUGGUGGAAGACACUAGAGUCGAUGUUACUAUUGGAGACGAGUCUUCUGAGGAUAACGCAAAUCACAGAAAGGAGAGACCCAUAUGGAUGAUGGAAAGCACAAUUAUUAAUUCUGACGGUUUACAGCCUGACGGUGUGAAUACACAAGAGAACAUUUUGGACAAAGCCGCUGCAACUGCCACAAAUACAACCACAACGAACAACAAGCAGGGUGAGGAUAUUAUGUCGGUGCUGCUAGCUCACGAAAAGAAAGGCGGCACCAAUUCCACCACGUCUAUCAAAGCGGCGCUUCCACAAGAAUCCAGCGAUAGCAGCGAUAACGAGGAAGACGCGGAAAUGCAAAUCAUCGAUGCCGGUGAAGUAGAUGCAAUGGAUUCUGAAGACGACGAACUCACACCGACUGUCAGCGUCGGCGGCAAAACUGUUGUCAUCACCGACGUUAACGACACCCUGAUCGCGGAGAUGACGCCUCUAGAGAAGGAAGCUUACAUUCAAACGUACCAGGAAUAUUAUUCACAUAUGUACGAUUAAACAACAACGUGCCGUCUUCGCAGUCCUCUGCACAAGACUGAUGUCAAUGUGGUAUUUCCUUUGGUUUUCUGUAAUAUUUUUUUGCGUAAGAAAAUAUAUAAUUUUCUUCAUAAUAAUCUUUUUAAUAACUUGGUUAUUCUCUUGCUUGCGUAUUCUUUUUAUUGAAAAAUAGAGCAUGUGUUCAUCACGCAUGCAUAUUCACAUCUUGAAGAAUUGUGACUGGUGAUAUUUAAAAAGAAAAAAGACAAAGGUGCAUUUUUAUAGUUCCAUAUAUAUUUUCUAAUAUAUAUAAUUGCAACUGAACAAUAUCGUCACUCAACAGUUCUUAAGAGAUAAACAAAGAAUUCAACGCAGAGAAUACGAUAAAAUAUAAUAAAUUAAAAUAAA